AUGGAGCGGCCCCGGUACCGGGAGGCGGCGCCCGGGGGCAGCGGGCCCGGCGGGGGCUCCAGCGCCGCCUGGAACGGGAGCUGCGGCCCGCGCCCCCGGUGCCGCCACCGGCAGCGGGUGUCCCCAACCCCACGAAUGUCCCCAGCCCUGGGAGUGUCCCCAACACCGGGACUGUUCAAGGUCCUGGAAUGUCCCCAGCCCCGGGGGUCGCUGCAGCUGCCGGUGCCCCCCGGCCUCUCCCCGAGCCCCUCCCGGGACCUCCCGUGCGGCCUCGGCUGCCGCCACCGCCGACCCCCGGAGCGCCCCCGGCGACCCCCGGCCACAGCGCCACCGCCACGAGGAGCCCGGUGCCACCACCGCCAGGGGACACGGCCACCAGCACGGGGACCCCGGUGCCACCACCGCCAGGGGACAGCGCGGGUCCCUGCGGGCGGCCCGGGCGGGGGUCGCGCUCUGCCUGCGCCUCCUCGGCGCCCUCCUCGCGCUGCUCUUCCUCCUCCUCCUCCUCCUCCGCUCCUUCCUCCGCGCCGCCUCCGCGGGCUCCGCCGCUCCCGGGAGCUGCUGGCCGAGCGGUUCCGGCCCCGGGCCGGCCACCACCGGGGUGGUGACAGCGACGAGGAGGUGACGCGUUUGGUGGCGAUGGCCGAGGUGGCCGAGGAGGAGCUGGAUCCGUUCCGGGUGCUCGGCGUGGAGCCCACGGCCACGGACGCGGAGCUGCGCAGGGCGUACCGGAGGCUGGCCGUGCUGGUGCACCCCGAUAAAAGCCGUGACCCCCGGGCGGAGGCGGCGUUCAAGGUGCUGUGGGCGGGCUGGGAGAGGGUGAGCAGCCCCGAGAGGCGGCGCGAGUACCAGUUUUGGGGUGGGAAUCCUGGGUUUUGGGGUGGAAAUCCCAUAUUUUUGGGUGUAAAUCCCGGUUUUGGGGUGGGCUGGGAGAGGGUGAGCAGCCCCGAGAGGCGGCGCGAGUACCAGGCGAAGCAGCUGGCACAGGGGGAGCUGGCGCGGGCGCUGGGCGCGUUCCUGGGCCGGCUGCAGGAGGAGCUCAGGGACGCCAGGGACGCCAUGGGCUGCACCCGCUGCGGGGGGCGCCACAGGCGGUUCCAGCUGGACAGGGACCCGCGCGGUGGCCGCUGGUGUGGCCCGUGCGGGGGGUGGCACGCGGCCGACGAGGGUGACCUGUGGGCAGAGUCCAGCCUGAUGGGCCUCAAGGUCACCUACCUGGCCCGCAUGGACGGCCACAUCUACGACGUCACCGAGUGGGCGGGCUGCCAGCGCGUGGCCAUCUCCCCGGACAGCCACCGUGUCCCCUACCACCUGUCCUUCGGCGCCAGGACAGCCACGCCCGCCGGACGCCAGCGGGCCCCCCCCAAGGGCAGCCCCCCGACCCCCGCUGACCUCGAGGAUUUCCUGGCCCGCGUUUUCCAGGGAAAUCCGGGCCCGGAGCCCGGGGGGGCUUUCCCCGCCCCCCCCGGGGCUGCAGGACCCCCCCAGGGACACCCCCAGCCCCAAGGGGGCCCCCCCAAGGGGGACACGAAGCACAAGAGGAGGAAGAAGGGGCGGCGGCCGCUGCCGCGAUGAGGAGACCCCCACCCCAAAACAAAAGAAAAAGGGCUUGGAAUAAAAAAAAUCUAUUUUUUUUCUUUUUUUUUCGGGUUUUUUAAAGAAAA
Molecule: messenger RNA, 1664 nt
Organism: Melospiza melodia melodia
Lineage: Eukaryota; Metazoa; Chordata; Aves; Passeriformes; Passerellidae
Product: dnaJ homolog subfamily C member 14-like
Exons: 8
Coding region: 1-1575 (524 amino acids)
Molecular function (GO): dopamine receptor binding
Source: RefSeq, a predicted model, not a curated record